UGUAUGAAAUGGUAAAAUAAAAUAAAACAUGCUAAAAUUAGUAAGGGGGCAAAGUCACAUUUGUGCGAUAAAGCUUGAAAAAUGUUGAGCACAUCACGGCUUGUCUCCAGCUCCUGCCCCCGCUGUGCCUCCUUUAAAGUCCUGACUGACAGGGGCGGACUGACCAUUUGGAAACUCGGGCACUGCCUGAGGGCCCGGGUCAGUAGGGGGCCCCAUGAGAUGCCCCUGCUACCUUUUUCAUGGGCUUUUUUGAGUUUGAGCAAGGACACAGGGGCCCCAUGAUCCCCUAUUGCCCGGGGGCCCCAUGAGUUGUCAGUCCGCCCCUGGCU
Staurois parvus is the source of this 329-nucleotide messenger RNA. NCBI's taxonomy places the organism in Eukaryota, Metazoa, Chordata, Amphibia, Anura, Ranidae. The record is from the annotation of a GenBank genome assembly.